AUGACUCCCCCAGCAACCAUGGCGGGUGCGGAUGCUAAUGAUAUACAAUCGGCGCCAAAGGAGAUCAUGGAGGCAGUCAAUGAAAUGAAGCCUAAGUUAACGAAGAAGAAAUUACAUGGGCGCGAGUUCUACGAGAGCAUAGGCAGUCCUAGCAUGAUUUUGGCGCCCAUGGUAGACAGGUCGGAGUUUGCAUGGCGUAUGCUUAGCCGCUCAUUUACCGAUCCGAAAUCCUCAUCUCCCUUACUUGCUUAUUCGCCAAUGCUUCACGCUCGGCUCUUCAACGAGUCACCGGGAUACCGUUCCCAGCACUUUGAACCUACUCGCCAAGUCAAAGGGGACGGAGAGUCAUCAGACACCAAGGUUGAGCCGUACCUUGACGGGAAUCCCAAAUUCGAUAGGCCACUUAUCGUUCAGUUUUGCGCAAACGAUCCCGACGAGCUGCUCAAUGCUGCACGCCAUGUUGAAGAACAUUGCGAUGCUGUUGAUUUGAAUCUUGGAUGUCCACAGGGAAUUGCGAAGAAGGGGCACUACGGUGCAUUUCUACAGGAGGAUCAGGAGUUGAUAUAUAAGCUUAUUAACAAGUUACACACCGAGCUAUCGAUUCCCGUGACGGCGAAGUUCCGUAUCCUCGAAACGAAAGAGAAGACCCUCGAAUAUGCGAAAAUGAUCCUCUCCGCAGGGGCAAGUAUUAUAUCUGUUCAUGGGCGGAGGAGAGAGCAGAAGGGACAUAAUACCGGCGUGGCUGAUUGGGAGUAUAUUCGUUAUCUAAGAGAUAACCUACCGCCUCAGACAGUGAUUUUUGCAAAUGGAAACAUUUUGAAUCACGAGGAUAUUAGCGACUGCCUGGAAUCAACUGGUGCAGAUGGCGUUAUGAGUGCUGAAGGAAACCUCUCGGACCCGACUAUUUUCUCGACGCCUCCGCUUCCAGGAAGUGAGGGAACGAUGUACUGGCGUGGAAGGGAUGGGAAGGGAGGAUAUAGGCUUGACUACAUACUUCGCCAAUACCUUGACCUCACGUAUAAGUACGUGCUUGAGCAAGAGCCGCCGGAGAGAGCGCCGCUAUAUAACCCCAAUGACCCUGUUUCUAAAGCCAGCGAUCAAUACGAAGAGGCUGAAGAGGAUGAAUUGGAACAGCCACCCAAGAAGAAACAAAAGCAACGGGCACGCACGAAGAGACCUACCUCGCCCAACCUCACUGUUAUGCAGGGACAUUUGUUCCAGCUGCUUCGACACCUUAUCACGCACCGAACAGAUAUCCGCGAUGCGCUUGCCCGGUGUGGUGUAGGCAACAUGGCCCAGUUCGAGAAAGUUGUCAAACUCGUCGACCAGGCCGUCAAGCAGGGGAUGCUGGAAUAUGAAAAUAAUCCAGACUGGCAGCAUGUCGCCCGCCCUUCGAAGCCUGACGUAGUCAAGUCGGACGAGUCCAAAGCGACGAUGGAGAAGUACCAGAGGCCCUGGUGGGUGUGCCAGCCAUUCAUUCGCCCGCUGCCAGAGGAAGCUUUGCAGAUUGGCUCGCUACAGCUGAAGAAAAAGGACCGACCUGCAGAGGACACCGGGCCCGCUGAUGCUAAGGCAGACAUGUCAGAUAUGGCAGAGAGUGGAGAGAAGCAAAACGGCAACGGAACUGAUACGCCCCAGUCUGCUGCUGGCGCUGGCAAGAAGAGGAAAAUAACCAUCACCCCCGACCCCUUGGUGAGUGGCUGA
This is a messenger RNA of Arthroderma uncinatum, 1704 nucleotides long. RefSeq names its product tRNA-dihydrouridine synthase. Bases 1 to 1704 code for a protein of 567 amino acids. Gene Ontology annotation, biological process: tRNA processing. Gene Ontology annotation, molecular function: tRNA dihydrouridine synthase activity; flavin adenine dinucleotide binding. NCBI's taxonomy places the organism in Eukaryota, Fungi, Ascomycota, Eurotiomycetes, Onygenales, Arthrodermataceae. The record is from RefSeq and is a predicted model, not a curated record. The transcript is spliced from 2 exons.